CUCGUGCAGAAAGGACACAGCUGCUGCACUCAUCUGACCACAGCAUGCACACACACACACACACACACACACACACACACACACACACACACACACACACACACACACACACACACACACACACGCCAACAAGUGCAGAUUAGUGUGGGAUUGGAGGCUGUCCUGCCACCUGACUGAGGCAGACUCACUUGGCUCCAUGUUCUACUUUGAGCGUCUUCCAUAACGGUUGCAGCUGUCAGCUGAUGGACGCCGUCACGCCGUGAAGUCCGGACUGAUGAGUCCAAGCGGAAGAAACUUUUCCCCGUGAGUCCGAGCACCUGAAUGGAUCUGGAGUGAGCAUCGAGCGGCAUCUCUCCAAGGCGGAUGAGAAGGACCGUGUUACGGGAGGCCGCCAAGCGCUUCCCCUGGCUGGCCAACGUGACCUUGUACGGCUGCCUGUUCGCCGGCGGGGACCUGGCGCACCAGCUGAUGGCGCCCAAGGAGCGCCUGGACUGGAGGCGCACCGGCAACGUGGCCGCCGUGGCCACCGCCUUCCACGGGAACUUCAACUACUUCUGGAUGCGGGCCUUGGAGCGACGCUUCCCCGGGAAGUCUGCCGCCAUGUUGUUCCGCAAACUGCUGCUGGACCAAAGCUUUGCGUCGCCUUUGGCCACCAGUGUCUUCUACACGGGGGUCAGCUUCCUGGAGGGCAAAGAGGACAUCUUUGAGGACUGGAGGGAGAAGUUCUUCAACACGUGGAAGACUGGACUCAUGUACUGGCCUUUCAUGCAGUUCCUGAACUUUGCGCUGAUGCCGCUGCACAUGCGGACGGCCUUCAUGGGCUGCUGCGCCUUUCUCUGGGCCACCUUCUUGUGCUUCUCCCGCCAGGACGGCGACGGCACGGCCGCCGUGGCCCUGGCCUUCGUCAUGGACCCCCGCAAGACUCUGGAGGACAUGCGCCAGGCCCGCUUGGCCCGCAACAGGGAACGCUCGCAGAGGGAGAACUAGCGAGAGGAGCGCCGUGCAGGUUUUUAAACUGGUGUGUCAUCUACUCUGCCGCCACUAGGGGCGCUCUGAGAGUGUGGAGGAAGGUCAGGACCCAGGAGCACCUGUUGGUCCAAGGCCACUUCCUCAUGGACGAGUAUUUUUAAAAUGAGACGCAAACAUCUUGUAGCAGUCUGUCUUUUAAGGACCUCAAUUCUUGAGUUUGCACAAUGCCAAAAGGUCAAGUAUAGGCUCAGCAACUAACAUGUUUGUUUUGUUAUCAUAUUUGUCCGACAAAUGAAGCUGCUACACCAGGGGUGUCCAAAGUGCGGUCUGGGGCACAUUUGCAGCCCGUUUCGCUUCUUGUUUUUAUUGACACAUUCUAAAGACAAAAUAAAAACAUCCUGGAUUAGAGCAUGACAUGCAAAAACUAGAAUAUGCAAUGUGCACGGCGCUAAAAAUGCACGAGCCGAACUUAAAUGCUACCGUUAGCAUGCUGACAAGUUUUAAUGUGUGAGUAAUCAAGUCAUUUGACUAUUAAGCGUACACAUUUAAAAUUAGCUACAAAAAAAAGCUAGCAUGCUAACAGUUAGCAUGUAUCAAGUACCAAGUUAUUUGACUGAGGUGUUCGACUGCAAAAUUGGCUGAAAAUGUUAGCAUGCUAAUGUUAGAAGGCUAAUGUGAGCAUGCUAACAGUCAACAUGUGUCAAGUACCAAGUUAUAUGACCCCGAGGUGUUCGGCUGUAAAAUUGACUAAAAAAAGUUAGUAUGCUGACAUUUAGCAUGUAUCCAAGUACCAAGUUGUAUGAGUCUUGAGACGUUUGGCUAAAAAGGUUAGCAUACUAAUGUUUGUAUGCUAGAGUGCUAUCACUACCAUGUAUCAAGUACCAAGUUAUGUGACUAAGGUGUUUGGCUGUAAAAUUGGCGAAAAAGAACAGCAUGCUAAUGUUAGAAGGCUAAUGUGAGCAUGCUAACAGUCAACAUGUAUGAAGUACCAAGUUAUAUGACCCCAAGUUGUUCGGCUGUAAAAUUGACUAAAAAAAGCUAGCAUGCUAACAUUUAGCAUGUGUCAAGUACCGAGUUGUAUGAGUCUUGAGACGUUUGGGUGCAAAAUUGGCUAAAAAGGUUAGCAUGCUAAUGUUAGUAUGCUAUGCUAUCACUAGCAUGCUAACAGUUCACGUGUCACAUUCCAGAUAAUGUGCAAAAUUGGCUAAAAAGUUUAGCAUACUAAUGUUAGUAUGCUAUGCUAUCACUAGCAUGCUAACAGUUAACGUGCCACAUUCCAAGUUAUGUGAUUCUGAGGUGUUCGGCUGUAAAAUUGGCAGAACAUUUCAGCAUGCUAAUGUUAGUAUGUUUGAAGGCUAAUGUGAGCACGCUAACAGUCGACAUGUGUCAAGUACCAAGUUAUAUUACCCUGAGGUGUUCGGUUGUAAAAUUGACAGAAAAAAAGUUAGCAUGCUCACAUUUAGCAUGUUCAAGUAGCAAGUUAUAUGACUGAGGUGUUUGGCUGCAAAAUUGGCUAAAAAGGUUAGCAUGCUAAUGUUAGUCUGUUGGAAGGCUAAUGUGAGCAUUGUAACAGUUAACAUGUGUCAACUUUCAAGUUACGCGACUCUGAGGUGUUUGGCUGCAAAAUUGAGUAAUAAAUUAGCAUGCUAACAUUUAGCAUGUGUCAAGCAAGUGUGAGGACUUUGGCUGCAAAUUUGGCUAAGAAAAUUAGCACACUAAUGUUAGUAUGCUUACAGUAUGUAUCAAGUAGCAAGUUAUGAGUCUGAGACGGUAGGCUACAAAAUUGGCUAAAAGGUUGACUUGCUAACAUUUAGCAUGAGUCAAGUACCAAAAAUAUAUGAGUCUGAUGCAUUUGGCUGCAAAUUUGCUUAGCACACUAAUGUUAGCAUGCUAACAGUUAACAUGUCAAGUAGCAAAUUAUGAGUCUGAGAUGUUCGACUACAAAAUUGGCUAAAAAGUUGGCAUGCUAACAUUUAGCAUGAGUCAAGUACCAACUUAAAUGAGUCUGAUGCAUUUGGCUGCAAAUUUUCUGCAAAAUUUAGCACACUAAUGUUAGCGUGCUAACAGUUAACAUGCCAAGUAGCAAGUUUUGAGUCUGAGAUGUUUGACUACAAAUUGGUUAAAAAGUUGGCAUGCUAGCAUUUAGCAUGAGUCAAGUACCAACUUAAAUGAGUGAUGAAUUUAGCUGCAAAUUUUCUGCAAAAAGUUAGCACACUAAUGUUAGCGUGCUAACAGUUAACAUAUGUCAAGUAGCAAGUUAUGAGUCUGAGAUGUUCGACUACAAAAUUGGCUAAAAAGUUGGCAUGCUAACAUUUAGCAUGAGUCAAGUACCAACUUAAAUGAGUGAUGAAUAUAGCUGCAAAUUUUCUGCAAAAAGUUAGCACACUAAUGUUAGCGUGCUAACAGUUAACAUAUGUCAAGUAGCAAGUAACGAGUGUGAGACUUUCGGCUGCAAAAUUGGCUAAAAAGUUGGCAUGCUAACAUUUAGCAUGAGUCAAGUACCAAAUUAUAUGAGUCUGAUGCAUUUGGCUGCAAAUUUGCUGCAACAAGUUAGCACACUAAUGUUAGCAUGCUAACAGUUAAUAUAUGUCAAGUAGCAAGUUACGAGUGUGAGACUUUCGGCUGCAAAAUUGGCUAAAAAGUUGGCAUGCUAACAUUUAGCAUGAGUCAAGUAUCACAUUAUAUGAGUCUGAUGCAUUUGGCUGCAAAUUUGCUGCAAAAAAGUUAGCACACUAAUGUUAGCAUGCUAACAGUUAAUAUAUGUCAAGUAGCAAGUUACGAGUGUGAGACUUUCGGCUGCAAAAUUGGCUAAAAAGUUGGCAUGCUAACAUUUAGCAUGAGUCAAGUAUCACAUUAUAUGAGUCUGAUGCAUUUGGCUGCAAAUUUGCUGCAAAAAAGUUAGCACACUAAUGUUAGCAUGUGUCAAGUACCAAGUUAUAUUAGUAUGGAACGUUUGGCUGCAAAAUGGGCUAAAAAGGUUAGCAUGCUCAUGUUUGUAAUGCUGUCCGAGGCUGAGCCAAUCAGUGGCCACGAUACUAAACAGGUCUGAUUGUUUUGGUCUCGUCUAGUGGCCAAUACUACUGUACUAUUGGUAUUUUGUUUUUCUUCAUUUAGCCAUUUUUAUGCUUGAAAAUGCUUAUUUUAUGGCAAAAUUACAUCUGCUGUGUUAGCGUUAGCACAAAGCUAAGAUGUUCAGAUAGUUUAGCAUGUAUUGAUUGACCUAUAUUGUAUUGCUUUUAGUAUCUUUAAUGUGCAAAAUGUAUCAAAGUGUCAAUUUUUCUCAAUAGAAAAAGUGUAUAGUUAACCUGUGCUGCUCUAAUAACGGUGCCAAACAUAGGUGCUGAACAAAGAGUUCACGCCUGAACUUACCACACAAUGCAGCUUGAUGGCAUUGAGGGCUCAGCACCAGCUUGUGCCUUUUGCCCAGUGACCUUUGACCCACGUCAAGAUGGGAAAUGUUUGCGUCUUCUCUACCUCUGCAUUCUUCUGGCUGAACGUGUCAGCUGUCAGAUUAGUUCAAGGCAGCGUCUGGUCGACAGGCUCGUGUUUUGGAAACAAAAAUGUCAGACCCUCAGGCAGCAAUUUUGUUUUGUUUACAUAGCUUAGCAUUUAUUUACAGUGGAUCGCUGUUUCCUA
Molecule: messenger RNA, 4605 nt
Organism: Nerophis lumbriciformis (worm pipefish)
Lineage: Eukaryota; Metazoa; Chordata; Actinopteri; Syngnathiformes; Syngnathidae
Gene: mpv17l
Product: MPV17 mitochondrial membrane protein like
Biological process (GO): mitochondrial ribosome assembly
Cellular component (GO): membrane; cytoplasm; mitochondrion
Source: RefSeq, a predicted model, not a curated record